GCGGAAGCAGCAGACAUCACUUCAGAUGGAGGGAAUAACAUUAAGAAACAUUGGACGCUUUUUUUUUGUCCUUAGUUCAGUUCUGCUCAACAGCAGACAAUUUUUUAAAAUUCUGUGUCUGAUAUUUAUAACGGAUUAAAUGCAUGCUUCGAAGACUUAACAGAGCUUCCCGUUGAUCCAAUUAUCUGCAGUCCACGACGCCUGAAAGGUUGAACCGCAAAUGUCACUUCUGAUUUCAUAUUUCCCUCCUACGAUGCAAAUCGCAUGUCUCCAUUAAAAAGUUCAAUUUUACCUACAACCCCCCACCCCCCUCUUGCACUCUUAGUCUCGUGCGUAUAUCAGACCUGUCAACGGUGAUGGAAUUAACGUCGAAGCAGACGGCAACUUUAAAAUCUUGAAGUCGUCUGCCAAGACUAUAAAAAGCAACAAAGAAAAUGAGUUUUUUUUAGGCUCAAAGCGAAUUUAGUGAAAUUUGGUUUUAAAUUGGAUCAACGAACCAAUAGGAGGACUUCCAUUUAUUCUUACAUUUAAAAACGCCUUUGUUCUGAGCACACUUUCGUGCUAGAAAAAUGAAUGAGCUUAAAAUAGAUUUUGGAUGUUGUUAGGAAAAGGGAAAUAUAUAUUUUAUUUAAAGAGCUGAGUGGUUACCGUGGGAGUACCUAGAGUCUUUACCUUCUCUACCGAGUCAGUAACUUAUUCUAGGCUCUGUUGUGAUUAGUCAUGAGCACGUGACCUGUAUAGUUGAUAAACAAAGGUCAGGCAAGCGAACUGCUUGACCCAGAUUCAGCUCUACUCACAGAGUAGAAGUUUUAAGAAUCAACUUUUCAAUUUUGUUUUGGAACUGCAACUUAACGCUGUACGCUGUGUUUCUCAACUAACAGAAAGCUUUACAUCUCUAUUCUAUAAUAUUAAAAAAUAUAGUUUUUAAUGCAUUAGUAGAAUUAAUUUCUGUAAAAUUUAUUUUGCGUGAAAAAGUUAUCUCCCUUUUUUUAAAAGGAAGAAGGAUAUUUUAAAUUUUUUAUCACUACGCAACUUAACUCCACAUCAAGUAUGUUACAGAAGUAACAAGAUCUGUUUCAAUACAAUGAAGUUUUGAUGUUUAAUUGUGUUGCAUCUGAAAGAACUUCCAAUGUUUAAUCUUAAUGUUCCCUCUGGUCAGCAAGAGAUGGAUUAUAUUACAAAUCCUAAGAAGUGGUCCACUUUCUUGUCCAGCAAUGGCUACCAAAAGAUCACCUGUAUAGGUCACGGCAGCUUUGGGGAUGUGUAUGCCGUGUCCAGCUUGGACAGUGGGGUUGACCUGGCCGUUAAACGCAUGGUGAGUAGGAACAACAUAACUGAAGACAAUACUUGGCUGGCAGAAAGUCAGGCGCUUCUCAAGCUGGACCACGAGAAUAUCGUCCAACUCAAAGAAAUUCUUAUCACUCCGAAAAUGGCCUGCUUGGUGUUAGAGCUGGCUCCGUACGGAAACUUAGAGCUGCUGACGGAAAGGCUAGAUAAACGUUUUGACAUCAGUUUUGUGAUUACGGCGUUUCAACAAACCGUGUCGGCUGUCAAAUGCUGCCAUGACAAUGACAUAGCCCACUGCGACAUCAACCCCAGCAACAUUUUGGUAUUUAGCCACCAUCUUGUGAAGUUGGCAGACUUCGGGCUCAGCUUUCGUUGUCGUGACGUCAAGUCCGGAAAGGAAAUCUUGUGCACAGACUACUUGGGUCACGAUUCGUACAUUGCACCGGAAGUGAUAAAACGGCAACCAUUUUCCGCCAAACCAGCAGACGUUUGGAGUCUGGGUUGUCUUCUUUUCUUUAUGAUCGCGGGCAAACACCCUGCCAAAAAUACAAACAGUAAUGAGUUACGGGCCUGCAUCAACGAAUGGAUGCUUGCUAUUUCCACAAGCGACGAUUCGUCGAAAGUCAGCCUGUCUAAUUUAUGCCACACUGACCCUGAACUUCGACCUCUUAUCUCAGAAGUUAUACUUAUGCAACCACCUCGCUCAGAGAAGUCAUUUCGACCUCGUGGUAGCAGUAUUAGCAAGACUGAAUAAAUGUUGUAUGGCGUACAUUUUCUCAUUUCACGUAUCAGAAUUGAAAAUGUAACUCUUCUACCAAAGAAUCACGAAAGGGAAGCUCAUUGUUUUUUACUGGGUUUUUUUUUUUUUU
Molecule: messenger RNA, 2156 nt
Organism: Biomphalaria glabrata
Lineage: Eukaryota; Metazoa; Mollusca; Gastropoda; Planorbidae
Product: putative sperm motility kinase W
Exons: 2
Coding region: 1130-2041 (303 amino acids)
Biological process (GO): protein autophosphorylation; autophagy; autophagosome organization
Cellular component (GO): cytoplasm; autophagosome
Molecular function (GO): protein serine/threonine kinase activity; ATP binding
Source: RefSeq, a predicted model, not a curated record